CUCUGGCGGCGUCCGGCCGCUUCUCCUCUGCUCCUCGAAGAAGGCCAGGGCGGCGCUGCCGCAAGUUUUGACAUUUUCGCAGCGGAGACGCGCGCGGGCACUCUCGGGCCGACGGCUGCGGCGGCGGCCGACCCUCCAGAGCCCCUUAGUCGCGCCCCGGCCCUCCCGCUGCCCGGAGUCCGGCGGCCACGAGGCCCAGCCGCGUCCUCCCGCGCUUGCUCGCCCGGCGGCCGCAGCCAUGUCCCGGGGGCCCGAGGAGGUGAACCGGCUCACGGAGAGCACCUACCGGAAUGUUAUGGAACAGUUCAAUCCUGGGCUGCGAAAUUUAAUAAACCUGGGGAAAAAUUAUGAGAAAGCUGUAAACGCUAUGAUCCUGGCAGGAAAAGCCUACUACGAUGGAGUGGCCAAGAUCGGUGAGAUUGCCACUGGGUCCCCCGUGUCAACUGAACUGGGACAUGUCCUCAUAGAGAUUUCAAGUACCCACAAGAAACUCAACGAGAGUCUUGAUGAAAAUUUUAAAAAAUUCCACAAAGAGAUUAUCCAUGAGCUGGAGAAGAAGAUAGAACUUGACGUGAAAUAUAUGAACGCAACUCUAAAAAGAUACCAAACAGAACACAAGAAUAAAUUAGAGUCUUUGGAGAAAUCCCAAGCUGAGUUGAAGAAGAUCAGAAGGAAAAGCCAAGGAAGCCGAAACGCACUCAAAUAUGAACACAAAGAAAUUGAGUAUGUGGAGACCGUUACUUCUCGUCAGAGUGAAAUCCAGAAAUUCAUUGCAGAUGGUUGCAAAGAGGCUCUGCUUGAAGAGAAGAGGCGCUUCUGCUUUCUGGUUGAUAAGCACUGUGGCUUUGCAAACCACAUACAUUAUUAUCACUUACAGUCUGCAGAACUACUGAAUUCCAAGCUGCCUCGGUGGCAGGAGACCUGUGUUGAUGCCAUCAAAGUGCCAGAGAAAAUCAUGAAUAUGAUCGAAGAAAUAAAGACCCCAGCCUCUACCCCCGUGUCUGGAACUCCUCAGGCUUCACCCAUGAUCGAGAGAAGCAAUGUGGUUAGGAAAGAUUACGACACCCUUUCUAAAUGCUCACCAAAGAUGCCCCCCGCUCCUUCAGGCAGAGCAUAUACCAGUCCCUUGAUCGAUAUGUUUAAUAACCCAGCCACGGCUGCCCCGAAUUCACAAAGGGUAAAUAAUUCAACAGGUACUUCCGAAGAUCCCAGUUUACAGCGAUCAGUUUCGGUUGCAACGGGACUGAACAUGAUGAAGAAGCAGAAAGUGAAGACCAUCUUCCCGCACACUGCGGGCUCCAACAAGACCUUACUCAGCUUUGCACAGGGAGAUGUCAUCACGCUGCUCAUCCCCGAGGAGAAGGAUGGCUGGCUCUAUGGAGAACACGACGUGUCCAAGGCGAGGGGUUGGUUCCCGUCGUCGUACACGAAGUUGCUGGAAGAAAAUGAGACAGAAGCAGUGACCGUGCCCACGCCAAGCCCCACACCAGUGAGAAGCAUCAGCACCGUGAACUUGUCUGAGAAUAGCAGUGUUGUCAUCCCCCCACCCGACUACUUGGAAUGCUUGUCCAUGGGGGCAGCUGCCGACAGGAGAGCAGAUUCGGCCAGGACGACAUCCACCUUUAAGGCCCCAGCGUCCAAGCCCGAGACCGCGGCUCCUAACGAUGCCAACGGGACUGCAAAGCCGCCUUUUCUCAGCGGAGAAAACCCCUUUGCCACUGUGAAACUCCGCCCGACUGUGACGAAUGAUCGCUCGGCACCCAUCAUUCGAUGAGAGGACAGCCAAGGACUCUCCCGGGCCUCUCCGGUUCUCCCUUGCGGAAUGAUGGGCGCAUCCUGUCUGCCACGUGCUGACGGUCGGGAAGCUUCAGUGGAGAGGCCUAACUCUAAUGUCGCCUGCUUAAGCAAAUCAUGCUUCUCUGUUUCACGUAGUUGGGUUGACAAGUUUCUGCCUUUAAGAUAAAUGAGUAAUAGUCUAAUGACCAGCUCAGCCAUUUAAAAUAUUUUCUUCCUAUUCUGUUCAAGAAACAGUAAACUUGGUUUCAAUCUUUACUGUAUUUUUUAAAUGAAUUUUUUCCUUAAUAACAGCCAGAAUAAGGGAUAGUCUAUGCUUUCAGGACUGGCUUUCUGCACCUGAUAUGAAUGAGACCAGUUUUAUUUUAUAAAGCAUGUGCUCUUAAUAGCAUUAUGUCUAAAGAAGAUAUCACGUAAGUUUGCAUCUUAGCAUGCAAAUCAUAAUUUUAAGCAAUAUAAAUUAUGAAAAUACUAUAUAAAUGUAAUUUAACUUAAAAUGUUUAAGUGUAGAGCUUCCAGAGAUGGAGAAACCCCCACCCUCCCUCCAACCACGCCAGAGCUGUAGAGUGCUAAGACGCUUUGCCUGCCCUUAUCACAGCCACACGUAGCACUCGACGAAAUCUCCUCCGAGAGCUCCUUUUCUUGGUAGUUAGGAGUCGCCAACGGAUUCGCUGCACACGGCCCAUCCAGGACACAGGCCUGGGCGUCGGAGUCACGGCUCCUUGUGUUCUCACUCAGCUAGUUGGCCAAAGCUGCAUCCAUUACCAGUACACUCAAACUGCUCGGGGUCCUGGUUUCUCCGUGUUUGAAUCAGGUACAGACUCUCAAAGGAUACGUGUAAAGCCAGGAUGACCUCUGGUGCCUGGAGAAGGGCGGGUUUUUCAGCCUAGCAGCCAUGAUGCCCUCGGAACCUGGCCCUAUGGUAUGGAUGUGAGGACUACGCACUGGCUGCCCUGAGCCCGGGGCUGGAAAUCAUCUUUGGCUGCCAAGGAUCUGGACCUAUUUUGGAGUGGAGAGUCAUGGUUAAAAUUCCCAGCCCGGCCCAGGUACGGGAAUCCCAGCAUUUUGUGAGGCCGAGGCAGGGGGAUCACCUGAGGUCAGGAGUCUCUACUAAAAAUACAAAAAUUAGACAGGUGUGGUGGUGGGCGCCACUCAGGAGGCUGAGGCAGGAGAAUCACUUGAACCCGGGAGGCAGAGGUUGCAGUGAGCCAGAUCAUGCUGCUGCACUCCAGCCCGGCCGCUCACCGUGUGUGUUGCUGGGUGCUGGGGCUGUGACUUAUCCCCUCUCCUUUAGCCUUGCCAUAAGUGUAGUAUCCUAUGAGGCUGAGAUUGGGAAAGGUUACAUGCAGGUAAGCCAGUGGACGUGGCCGAUGCUUCAGGCUCCUUCCAGCCAGGUCCAGCAGUGUUACCAUCUGCUUCUCCUGGGAGGACAAACCAGGCACCCCCACCAUGAAGGGGCUGCAGGCACCAUGAACUAUGUUAACAACCCCAGUCUGUACUACAGAAAGGGCUGCAGCCACAUGAGAAUUCAGUCCACACAAGCCCCAUGGCCGUGUUCCCCACUUCAGCCACAGGGCUCAGGGAGCCCCAUCUGGCGCUAAGGGGAACUGCUGGGGUGUGGGUGACACCUGGCCUUUGGCGUUCUGCCUUGGGGAGGUUUCUGGUUUUGUUACGGGGUGGAAGAAUAGGACCUGGGGGUCUCGGAUGCAACCUGCAGACCCCGUGGCUCACCCAACCCCAGGUUCUGCCUCCCAGACCAGAACGGGCAUGGCCUGGUCCUUGGCACCGAGGUGCCUGCUCUGUAAAUAUCAAGGGAUUACAACUUUAAUAAUAAAGCAGAACUUGAAAACA
Messenger RNA from Homo sapiens (human), 3645 nucleotides. RefSeq names its product BAR/IMD domain containing adaptor protein 2 like 1 (gene BAIAP2L1). The record is from RefSeq and is marked reviewed. Gene Ontology annotation, molecular function: proline-rich region binding. Gene Ontology annotation, biological process: cell-cell adhesion; plasma membrane organization; regulation of actin filament polymerization. The transcript is spliced from 14 exons. Gene Ontology annotation, cellular component: cytoskeleton; plasma membrane. Lineage: Eukaryota; Metazoa; Chordata; Mammalia; Primates; Hominidae. The coding region runs from base 239 to 1774 and encodes 511 amino acids.